Molecule: messenger RNA, 1160 nt
Organism: Acomys russatus (golden spiny mouse)
Lineage: Eukaryota; Metazoa; Chordata; Mammalia; Rodentia; Muridae
Gene: Igfbp3
Product: insulin like growth factor binding protein 3
Exons: 5
Coding region: 4-1023 (339 amino acids)
Biological process (GO): regulation of insulin-like growth factor receptor signaling pathway
Cellular component (GO): extracellular region
Molecular function (GO): fibronectin binding; insulin-like growth factor II binding; insulin-like growth factor I binding
Source: RefSeq, a predicted model, not a curated record
CCCAUGCUCCCCAGAUGCGAGCUAGCGCGACGACUGGGCACUGAGAACCUGCAGCUCGCUGCCUACAUCCCGCAGCCUCGUCCCGCGUGCUCUUCACUCCGCGCCCUUCCGCGCCGCCGAGCCGCAGGACCUCCUCUGGGCGCCAUGCAUCCCGCGCGCCCCGCGCUCUGGGCCGCUGCGCUCACCGCACUCACUCUGCUCCGCGGACCGCCGGUGGCGCGGGCCGGCGCGGGCGCGGUGGGCGCGGGCCCCGUGGUACGCUGCGAACCGUGCGACGCGCGUGCGCUGGCCCAGUGCGCGCCUCCGCCCACCGCGCCCGCGUGCACGGAGCUGGUGCGAGAGCCCGGUUGCGGCUGCUGCUUGACUUGCGCGCUGCGCGAAGGCGACGCGUGCGGCGUCUACACGGAGCGUUGUGGCACCGGUCUCCGCUGCCAGCCGCGGCCCGCAGAGCAAUACCCGCUGAAGGCGCUGCUGAAUGGUCGCGGGUUCUGCGCCAACGCCAGCGCCUCCAGCAGCUUGAGUGCCUACCUGCCCUCCCAACACGCCCCAGGAAACAUCAGUGAGUCUGAGGAGGACCACAGUGCUGGGAGUGUGGAAAGCCAGGCCGUGUCCAGCACACACAGAGUGACCGAUUCCAAGUUCCAUCCGCUCCACGCAAAGAUGGAUGUAAUCAAAAAAGGCCAUGCUAAGGACAGCCAGCGCUACAAAGUUGACUACGAGUCACAGAGCACAGACACCCAGAACUUCUCCUCUGGGUCUAAGCGGGAGACAGAAUACGGUCCCUGCCGCAGAGAAAUGGAGGACACACUGAACCAUCUGAAGUUCCUCAACGUGCUGAGUCCCAGAGGGGUCCACAUCCCAAACUGUGACAAGAAGGGAUUCUAUAAGAAGAAGCAAUGCCGCCCCUCCAAAGGCAGAAAGCGAGGCUUCUGCUGGUGUGUGGACAAGUACGGACAGCCCUUGCCAGGCUACGACACCAAGGGCAAAGACGAUGUGCACUGCCUCAACGCACAGAGCCAGUAGAUGCCACCGCGCCACUUAACGUGGAGCUCCACUACGCCUUAUUUUGCACAAAAGACUGCCAACAACAUGAUCAGCAGCUGGCUACAGCCUUGACUUCUAUUUCUUUUGUUUUAAUUUUUUUACUUUUUUUUUUUUUU